AUGGCUACAGGAAAGUCAGAGAAAGCAACGCCCCGUAGCCCCUGGGAACAGCGGUUUGGGGCUCGCUGCUUCCCUCGCCCUGCCGGGAGCCUGGAGUUGCGAAGGGAUGCGGAGAGACCCGGGUUCUUCGGGGGCCCGGGGAAUCUCCUGAGGGCGGCGACCGGCUGUCGGGGGGCGGGGCUGCUGUCGCGGCUGGUGUUAGCUCUCAGUCAAGGCAUUUUAAAUUGCUGUUUGGCAUACAAUGUUGGUCUCCAAGAAGCAAAAAUAUUUUCUGGUCCAUCAAGUGAACAGUUUGGUUAUGUGGUGCAGCAGUUUAUUAAUCCUCAAGGCAAUUGGUUACUGGUUGGUUCACCCUGGAGUGGCUUUCCUGAGAACCGAAUGGGAGAUGUAUAUAAAUGUCCUGUUGAUCCAUCCACUGCUACAUGUGAAAAACUGAAUUUGCAAGCUUCAACAAGCAUUCUGAAUGUUACUGAGAUGAAAACCAACAUGAGCCUUGGCUUGACCCUUACAAGGAACAUGGGAACCGGAGGGUUUCUUACAUGUGGUCCUCUGUGGGCACAACAGUGUGGCAAUCAGUAUUACACAACUGGGGUUUGUUCUGACGUCAGUCCCGAUUUUCAGCUCUUGGCCAGCUUUUCACCUGCAGUUCAGACUUGCCCUUCCUUCAUAGACGUUGUGGUUGUAUGUGAUGAAUCAAACAGUAUUUAUCCCUGGGUCGCAGUAAAGAAUUUUUUGGAAAAAUUUGUACAAGGCCUAGAUAUAAGCCCCACAAAGACACAGGUGGGGUUAAUUCAGUAUGCCAAUGAACCAAGAGUUGUGUUUAAUCUGAACACAUUUAAAACCAAAGAAGAAAUGAUUGUUGCAACAUCCAAAACAUAUCAACAUGGUGGAGACCUCACAAACACAUUCAAAGCAAUUCAAUUUGCAAGAGAUUCUGCUUAUUCAGCAGCUUCUGGUGGACGACCAAGUGCUACCAAAGUAAUGGUAGUUGUGACUGAUGGUGAAUCACAUGAUGGUUCAAUGUUGAAAGACGUGAUUGAUCAAUGUAACAAUGACAAUAUACUGAGGUUUGGCAUAGCAGUUCUUGGGUACUUAAACAGAAAUUUCCUUGAUACUAAGAAAUUAAUCAAAGAAAUAAAAGCAAUUGCUAGUACUCCAACAGAAAGAUACUUCUUCAAUGUGUCAGAUGAAGCAGCUCUACUGGAAAAGGCUGGGACAUUAGGAGAACGAAUUUUUAGCAUUGAAGGUACUGUUCAAGGAGGAGACAACUUCCAGAUGGAAAUGUCACAAGUAGGAUUCAGCGCAGAUUACUCUCCUCAAAACGGUAUCCUGAUGCUGGGUGCAGUGGGAGCUUUUGACUGGAGUGGGACAAUUGUCCAGGAGACAUCUCAUAGACAUUUUAUCUUUCCUAAACAAGCUUUUGAUCAAAUUCUGCAGGAUAGAAAUCACAGUUCAUAUUUAGGUUACUCUGUGGCGUCAAUUUCUACUGGAAAAAGUACCCAUUUUGUUGCUGGUGCUCCUCGGGCAAAUUAUACCGGCCAGAUAGUGCUAUACAGUGUCAAUGAGAAUGGCAAUGUCACCGUUAUUCAGUCUCACAGAGGUGACCAGAUUGGCUCCUAUUUUGGUAGUGUGCUGUGUUCAGUGGAUGUUGAUAAAGACACAAUUACAGAUGUGCUUUUGGUGGGUGCACCGAUGUACAUGAAUGACCUAAAGAAAGAGGAAGGACGAGUCUACCUGUUUACUAUCAUAAAGGGCAUUUUGAAUCAGCACCAAUUUCUUGAAGGCCCCGAGGGCAUUGAAAAUGCUCGAUUUGGUUCAGCGAUUGCAGCUCUUUCAGACAUCAACAUGGAUGGUUUUAAUGAUGUGAUUGUUGGCUCACCAUUGGAAAAUCAGAACUCUGGAGCUGUAUACAUUUACAAUGGUCAUCAGGGCACUGUUCGCACAAAGUAUUCCCAGAAAAUCUUGGGAUCCGAUGGAAGUUUUAGGAGCCAUCUUCAGUAUUUUGGGAGAUCUUUGGAUGGCUAUGGAGAUUUAAAUGGGGACUCCAUCACCGAUGUGUCCAUUGGUGCCUUUGGACAAGUAGUUCAACUCUGGUCACAAAAUAUUGCUGAUGUAGUUGUAGAAGCUUCAUUCACACCAGAAAAAAUCACUUUGUUCAACAAGAAUGCUCAGAUAAUCCUUAAACUCUGCUUCAGUGCGAAGUUUAGACCUACUAAGCAAAAUGAUCGAGUGGCCAUUACAUAUAACAUCACACUUGAUGCAGAUGGCUUUUCAUCCAGAGUAACAUCCAGGGGUUUAUUUAAAGAAAAUAAUGAAAGGUGCCUUCAGAAGAAUGUGUUAGUAAGUCAAACACAGAGCUGCUCUGAACACAUCAUCCAUAUACAGAAGCCCUCUGAUGUUGUCAACCCUUUGGAUCUGCGUGUGAACAUCAGUCUGGAAAACCCUGGCACUAGUCCUGCCCUUGAAGCCUAUUCUGAGACUGCCAAAAUCUUCAGCAUUCCUUUUCAUAAAGACUGUGGUGAUGAUGGACUGUGCAUCUCUGAUCUAGUCCUGGAUGUCCAACAGCUACCAGAUGUGCGAGAACAACCCUUUAUUGUCAGCAACCAAAACAAAAGGCUAACAUUUUCAGUAACACUGAAGAACAAAAGGGAGAGUGCAUACAACUCUGGAGUUGUUGUUGAUUUUUCAGAAAACUUAUUUUUUGCGUCAUUCUCCAUGCCGGUUGAUGGGACAGAAGUAACAUGCCAGGUGGCUUCAUCUCAGAAGUCUGUUACCUGUGACGUAGGCUACCCUGCUUUAAAGAGGGAACAACAGGUGACUUUUACGAUUAACUUUGACUUCAAUCUUCAAAAUCUUCAGAAUCAGGCUACUCUUCGUUUCCAAGCCUUAAGUGAAAGCCAAGAAGAAAACAAGGCAGAUAAUUUGGUCAACCUCAAAAUUCCUCUUCUGUAUGAUGCCGAAAUUCACUUAACAAGAUCCACCAACAUAAAUUUUUAUGAAGUCUCCUCGGAUGAGAACGUUCCUUCUGUCGUGCACAAUUUUGAAGAUAUUGGUCCAAAAUUCAUCUUUUCCCUUAAGGUAACAACAGGAACUGUUCCAGUAAGCAUGGCAUCUGUAAUCAUCCACAUCCCUCAAUACACAAAAGAAAAGAACCCACUGAUGUACCUGACUGGGGUGCACACAGACCAGGUAGGAUAACAAAAUUGCCGUGGUGACAUCAAUCCACUGAAAAUAGGACAAACAUCUUCUUCUGUAUCUUUCAAGAAUGAAAAUUUCCAGCACAUAAAUGAACUGACCUGCAAAACUGCUUCCUGUAGAAAUGUUACCUGCUGGCUGAAAGACCUUCACAUGAAAGGAGAAUAUUUUGUUAAUGUGUCUACCAGAAUUUGGAAUGGGACUUUUGCAUCAUCGACUUUCCAGACAGUACAGCUGAUGGCGGCUGCAGAAAUCCACACCUAUAACCCUCAGAUAUAUGUGAUUGAAGAUAAUACAGUUAUGAUUCCCCUCACAAUAAUGAAACCUGAUGAGAAGGCUGAAGUGCCAAUAGGAGUUAUAAUAGGAAGCAUACUUGCUGGGAUCCUUUUGCUGUUAGCGCUGGUUGCAAUUUUAUGGAAGCUCGGCUUCUUCAAAAGAAAAUAUGAAAAAAUGGCCAAAAAUUCAGAUGAAACUGAUGAAACCACAGAACUCAACAGCUGAACCACCCAGCAGAUGUAAUUGCAAUGGGAACUGACAGCAUCUCAGCCAGGCAUUGCUAUUUGUGUGAAUGGAUUUCUUUUUAAAUCCCAGGGUUGUUUUUUUUUUUGUUUUGU
Molecule: messenger RNA, 3809 nt
Organism: Carlito syrichta (Philippine tarsier)
Lineage: Eukaryota; Metazoa; Chordata; Mammalia; Primates; Tarsiidae
Gene: ITGA2
Product: integrin subunit alpha 2
Exons: 32
Biological process (GO): cell-cell adhesion; cell adhesion mediated by integrin; cell-matrix adhesion
Cellular component (GO): integrin complex; external side of plasma membrane
Molecular function (GO): integrin binding
Source: RefSeq, a predicted model, not a curated record